Didymella exigua CBS 183.55 is the source of this 327-nucleotide messenger RNA. RefSeq lists its product as uncharacterized. Lineage: Eukaryota; Fungi; Ascomycota; Dothideomycetes; Pleosporales; Didymellaceae. The transcript has 4 exons. The coding region runs from base 1 to 327 and encodes 108 amino acids. Gene Ontology annotation, cellular component: mitochondrion. The record is from RefSeq and is a predicted model, not a curated record.
AUGCUGCGCAGGUAUGCAACGAUAGCUACGAAGCCGCCUUCCCGGCUGCAAUCCCGGCUGCAAGCGCGAGGAAAGAACCCACUCGGACUCGACCGCUUCAUCGAACGCCAGAAAGUGAUCGCACUGUGGCGAGACAUCGUUCGCAGUACCAACAACAUCGAGGACUUGGCCACGAGGACAGACAUGAGACAGUUCGCAAGAGUAGAAAUCGAACAGCAUCGUCACGUCACUGACUUGGAUCACAUUCGCUACCUACUCUCCACUGGGAAAAUUCAGUUUCAAACCAUGAAAGGCACCCUCAUCAACUCUGGGCUUCUAACUGAAUGA